AUGAAGCUCACUGCAACCACCGUAGCCGCUAUGGCAACUCUGCCCUUUGCAUCGUCCAACAUCAUCACAGCGUACCAAAACAUCACACUCCCAACAGCCAGCACCACCCUCCUCGGCAACUUUUACAACCAUUGGAUCUACCUUGGAAAUGAUACAUACGACCUGACGCGCUCCAUGGUCGCACCCACGACUAAGCCCGUCACCAUUCCCAUGACAGGAUCCCGGAAACGCGCCCGUAUCGAACCCUCGCGCUCCGCCCUCAUCAUAAUCGACAUGCAAAACUUCUUCCUGCAUCCGGAGCUCACGCCUUCCGCAGACGGUGGCCGGAAAGCCGUGGAGCCCACUCUCAAGAUGAUUAAUGCCUUUCGUAAAAAGGGCAUGCCUGUGCUGUGGACCUUCUGGGGCCUCGACGAUAAGGAUCUCCGAGAUCUGCCUCCUUCAGACAUCGUAGGGUUUUCAAAGUCCAGACAAAAGCCUACAGAUUCGUUUGGUAGCGACAUGGGAAAACUGAAAGACGGCACCGCGUUGGGCAAAAUGCUAAUGCGCGGCUCCUGGAAUGCGAGACCGUAUGGACCCUUAUACGAUGCGCAGGUCCAAGGUGUCAAGAAUGGAACGGACCAUUACUUCAACAAAAACCGUGUGAGCGGCAUGUGGGGUGCGCAGACACCGCUUGGUCUCUGGUUGGAAGAAAACAUGAUCACGACACUUUUCUUCGGAGGUGUAAACUCGGAUCAAUGCGUGUACGGUACAAUGCUAGAUUCUGUUUUCAAGGGAUACGACACCGUUUUCGUUGAUGAUAUUUCAGCGACAAUAAGCCCCGAAUAUGCCGCUCAAAUGGUCCGGUAUAAUUCAGACCUCAAUGGUUUUGUUUCCAAUUCGUCUCUGAUCAUACCCGCACUCUCAUAGAGCCUAGUCCGCCCCUGUGGCGUGCGUGACUGCGGGCACUUGGUGAAUCCACAUUUGUAGUCCGGUAGUGCACUAGGUUAAUAUGAUCUGAAAUUAUUUGAACCGCUUGUAUCGCCUAAAACCAUACUUUAUGCGGCAACCAAAGAGGCCAGCUAGGGAGCUCUAUACCCCCUAAACGUUCAUACAAGCAUUU
This is a messenger RNA of Exserohilum turcica Et28A, 1099 nucleotides long. RefSeq lists its product as uncharacterized. The record is from RefSeq and is a predicted model, not a curated record. NCBI's taxonomy places the organism in Eukaryota, Fungi, Ascomycota, Dothideomycetes, Pleosporales, Pleosporaceae. The transcript is spliced from 7 exons. The coding region runs from base 1 to 906 and encodes 301 amino acids.